Molecule: messenger RNA, 1470 nt
Organism: Colletes gigas
Lineage: Eukaryota; Metazoa; Arthropoda; Insecta; Hymenoptera; Colletidae
Product: cytochrome c1-2, heme protein, mitochondrial-like
Exons: 3
Coding region: 194-1144 (316 amino acids)
Biological process (GO): mitochondrial electron transport, ubiquinol to cytochrome c
Molecular function (GO): electron transfer activity; heme binding
Source: RefSeq, a predicted model, not a curated record
UUGGAAUAAAAAUUAUCCGAUUCUAAGUUACAUUCAAAAGACAAGUCAGAAGAUUUUAGUUAAUAAUAAUAUUCUAGGUAACGCUGCAAAGUUAGCUUCAACUUUUUACACGUGAAAUUGACCCUCCUGACGAGCGCAAAGAAAUUCACUCGUCGUCUGUUUUGCUGUCGAAAGACAAUCCGACGAAGAAACGAUGGCAACAGUCGUCGCGAGAGGAAUUCGUGCUCUGUCAACGGCGUACCGUAAAUUUCGACGUAAGAAUUCGUUCGACAUCGUGAACCACGUGAUGCAGCAGAAGCCGCGGUCGAAGACGAUUCACGGGAAAACGAGGAAGGCGUGUCUCGGGGUCGUUGCGGGAAUAGUCGGCGGAUGUGGCGCGGUUCUCUACUUCCUGGACGAAUCGGUCAAGGCGCGCGACAUCGCGAUCUCUUUGCCAAGGUAUCCCUGGGAGUUCAACGGCGUGUUCAAGUCCUUCGAUCACGCGGCGCUGAGAAGAGGAUGGCAAGUUUAUAGAACCGUGUGCCACACGUGUCACAGCCUUCGUUACGUUCGUUUCCUCGAUUUGGUUAACGUGACGCACACCAGCGAGGAGGUCAAAGCUAUCGCCGCCGAGUUCGAGGUGGAUGAUGGUCCCGACCAGGAGGGCAACCAUUACAAGAGGGCAGCGAAACUGCCCGACAGGGUUCCAUCGCCUUUUCCAAACGAGGAAGCGGCCAGAGCAGCAAACUUUGGCGCGAAUCCACCGGAUCUGACGUACGCAGUUUACACGCGAAGACGCGGUACCGAUUACAUGUUCUCCCUGCUGACUGGCUGGACCGAGCCGCCAGCGGGCGUGCGAGUAGAAGACGGACAAUACUUUAACACUUAUUUUCCCGGCAAAAUCACCAGGAUGGCACAAAUGUUUUACGAUGGGUGCGUCGAAUACGAAGAUGGCGUACCAGCGACCGUAUCGCAAAUGGCAAAAGACGUGGUGGAGUUUCUUUCAUGGUCCGCGGCGCCAGAACACAAUACGCGAAAAAUCAUGACACUGAAAGGCAUUGGAAUCGCGAUCAUAUUGGUGAGCACCGUUGCUCACAUCUUCAGGCGGCAUACUUCGCAUUUGAGAAGUCGACGAAUAGCUUACAUACCGAAACGCACCCGCUGAGCCGCAGGAUUAUCUCCUAAUGGAUACACUCACGACGAGAUCGAACGAGGAAAACACUGUCGCGUUGGCCUGGUGUCCAUCGAAGAGAUUUGCUCUCAAACGGUGGCUAACCUAACCUCUCUAAUGCUGGAACUCCCGACAGGGGGGCCAUAGGCUCCUCCAAUGGGCCACGCUGUUGUUCUUGGGAGUCAUAAAUGAAGAAUGCAAAAUAAUAAGAAACCGCAGCUUCUUAGUAUGCAACGAAAAAUAUGAUGAACUUCUAACAAUUCAACGAAUGUUUAUUGCAUUAAAUAUACGUAUCAUAUCCUAAAAACGGUGUUCGGCCA